Molecule: messenger RNA, 7197 nt
Organism: Ruditapes philippinarum (Manila clam)
Lineage: Eukaryota; Metazoa; Mollusca; Bivalvia; Venerida; Veneridae
Product: unconventional myosin-XVI-like
Biological process (GO): neuron projection morphogenesis; negative regulation of G1/S transition of mitotic cell cycle; phosphatidylinositol 3-kinase/protein kinase B signal transduction
Cellular component (GO): nucleoplasm; myosin complex; perinuclear region of cytoplasm
Molecular function (GO): cytoskeletal motor activity; protein phosphatase binding; ATP binding
Source: RefSeq, a predicted model, not a curated record
ACAUAUAUUGGAGAUGUUCUGAUAGCUGUUAACCCAUUCCAGUCACUACCAUGCUAUGCAAAAGAUAUAACUAUGCUGUAUCACACUGCCAUCUCAGAGACAAAACUACCACCUCAUAUAUAUGGCAUUGCUGAGAAAUCAUACAAACGUCUUAGAUUCAAUAAGAAGUCACAAUGUCAUGUUAUAUCAGGAGAGAGUGGGGCGGGCAAGUCAGAGUCAUGUAAAUAUAUCAUACAACAUUUGUUACGUGUUGCUGGCAGUGAAGAAACCAACCUAAACUCUAAAAUCAAUCAGGUAAAUCCGCUGUUGGAAGCAUUUGGUAAUGCUGUCACUAUAAUGAACAACAACUCGAGUAGGUUCGGGAAAUAUGUCGAACUAGACUUCUCAAAGGAGGGAAAAGUCUGUGGAGCAAAGAUUUCUGAGUAUUUAUUGGAGAAAUCAAGGAUAGUACAUCAAGGUAAAGGAGAACAAAAUUUCCACAUAUUUUACUGGAUGAUGGCAGGACUAUCUCAUGAAGAAACAAGUCUUUAUAAACUUGAUCAAAUGAAGACAUUCAGAUAUUUAAGAUCAAGUAUUCCAGCUGAUAUAUCAACAUCAGAAAAUAAAGCAAAGUUCUGGGAAGUUAAAGAAUGUUUAAAAUAUAUUGGCUUCACUUCUACAGAUAUACAGAAUUUACUGCUGACAUUGUCUAUUGUAUUACAUCUUGGGGAGAUAGAGUUUCAUGGUGUUGGUAAUAAUGAGGCAGCUCAGGUCACUAACACGGGCAUGUUGACUAUUGUAUCGGAGAUGUUAGAUGUAUCAGUAGAAGAAUUAAGAUCUGCUCUAGUGGCUGACUACACUGUUACAAGAGGAGAGCAGAUAAAGAAGGAGAGAACGGUCCAGCAAGCUGUAGAUUGUCGUGACACCCUUGCUAAAUCUUUAUAUGCACGUUUGUUUAGCUGGAUUGUGAAUGGAAUAAAUACACUAAUACAACCUGUUUAUGAACAUGGUGAAGAGAAUCAGCUUGGUAUUUUGGACAUCUUUGGAUUUGAAAAUUUUCCUCAGAAUAGUUUUGAGCAGAUUUGUAUCAAUGUAGCCAAUGAGCAGAUUCAACAGUACACUAAUGAUAACAUAUUCCAAAGUGAACAAGAAGACUGUUUGUUAGAAGGUGUUCCAUUGGUUGAAUUGGAUUACAAUAAUAACCAGGCAAUACUUAAUGUAUUCUUUGAGAGACAUACAGGUUUGUUGGCAAUACUUGAUGAAGAAAGCAACUUUCCUAAAGCUACAGACAAAUCACUGGCAACUAAACUUCACCAAAAUACAGGAAAGAAACACUCGGCAUGUUAUAAGACACCACGAGAUGGGGGACUGUGUUUUACAGUUGUACAUUAUGCUGGUAGUGUUCAAUAUGAUGUGACAGGAAUGUUAGAGAAAAACAGAGAUACAUUACCCAACAGUAUUCUAUAUACAAUGAAAACUAGCAACCAUCUCUUGAUUAAAGAAUUAUUCCAGUCUCGGAUAUCUAGAACUGGUUCCCUAGCACCAAGUGCUAGGCAACGAAGGAAUAGUAGACGUACAGUGAAGAAAUCAUCAUCUCCAUUUGAAUUCUUUAAGAAAUUCAAGACAAACAAUAAGGAGCAGAAAAAACAAACUAAGAAUGUCAGUGUGGAGAAGAAAGGUCCUUCCACAAUGGCCUUUCAUUUUAGAAAUUCUCUGAAUGAAUUAAUCAGUAAACUACAAGCAUCAAGUCCACAUUUUGUACGAUGUAUUAAACCUAAUACAACGAAGUCAGCGUUCACAUUUGUCCCGGAAUAUGUUCUAGCACAGUUACGUUACACAGGCAUCACUGAGAUUGUGAAGAUCAGGAAAUUUGGAUAUGAACUUCGACUGCCAUUUCAUGAGUUUUUAACCAGGUAUCAUGUAUUGGUGAAGUGCUGUCUGCCAGCAUUCUGUCCUAUGUCAGAUAUUCAGAAAUGUGAAGAGGUAGUGAAAACAUAUAAACUAGAACAUGUACAGUUUGGAAAAACGAAAUUGUUUCUCAAGAGUGCGCAUGUAGAGAAACUUGAUAAUUUGACCUUUGACCUUGAGAGAAAGGUCAUCACAGCACAAGCAGUUGUUCGUGGAUUUUUAGGACGACAGAAGUCACGGAAGUUGUCAGCAGCCAGGGAAGAGGAACGAAAGCGAAGUGCCUUGUUCACAAAAAAUAACCAAGUAGAGCAGACAGUGAAGUCACUAGAUAACCUUGAUGAGAUCAUUGAUUUGUAUGAUGAUGCAACAUCUGUCAGACGUAAUGACACACGUGAUGAUGUUACAUGUAACAAGGAUGAUGAGGAGGGAUUAUACGAUGAUGCAUUCAGCGUUCAACCACAAGGAGACUUUCUUGGUGAAGAAGACAAUAUGAAUGGACAUUUACAAAGAGGAUUACCGCCUACCCCACAUGGCACUCAUUAUGACCAGUCACGGCCACCACCCACACCUAAAGAAAUGUAUUCACAGGGAAUGUAUGCUACCAUAGAGGAACAGAAUUUACAUCAUGACUACAGGAAACAGGCUCCUCCUCCUCCAAAACGUGAUCCUGGUACCCGACUCAGUACUGCCUCUGUUGGCACUUAUGCAGAAAUUCAUGUGACAGAAGCUCAUCAGCAACAUUGGCACGGGAACCAAUCACCUAUACAUUCAGCUCAUGGUUCCCCAGCUCAUCAUGGAUACUACAAUCAACAGCCAAGUUAUGUGAACCAGUCACCUGUUCAUAUGCCUCAUGGUUCCCCUUCACAACAGACUGGAUAUUUCCAGCAACAACAUAACAGUGGGAACCAGUCACCUAGACACACAACUCAUGGUUCCCCUGUGCUAAUGUCAAAAGCUGGACAUGAACCACAGAGUCCAAGUAUGGCUGGAAACCGGCCAUUUUCUUAUGGUGCUGCAGUUCUGUCACCAAAGUUACAUCAUGUUACAGACAGUAGUGUGAAUCAAAAUAUUCCAAGUACACAAAAUGGACACAACCAACAAAAUGUGCCAAAUCUUACAAACUAUCAGUAUAGUGAUCAAACAGGAAGUAGUCAGGUGAUGCAUUAUGGGAAGAAUGAGUCAGCAUUUCAUCCACAGUCUCCCAGACCCGCACAGUAUGGGCCUCCACCCCCAAGUGGACCUCCACCACCUGUACCACCUGGUCACCCAGGUCAUAGGGUAACAGCCCCACAGCCACAGUAUCCACAAAGCCCAAAAUUUCAAAGACAUUCUUCUAUCCAAAGUAGUGUUCAUGAAUCAAAUUUGCCUGGUUCACCACGCUUUGCACAAAAAUUGUCACAGCGAAGUAAAUCAGUUCCUUGUAAUCCAGAUGAUGAACUAAUGCCCGCACCCCCACCACCUCUAGCAGUUAGAGAAAAUUAUAUGUCUGCAAGCCAACAUGUGGUAAGAACACCUUCUCCACCUUUGCCUCCCCCACCACCAGAGUUGCUGACAGAUCUUCCACCACCCUCCCCUCCUCCACAACAACAGAUGAUCAGAAAUGUGCCUCAAACAAAUCUCAUUCAAAGUCUUCCAAAUACUGUAUCAUCUAUAUCUCCACAACAUCAAGCUGUGGCACCUGCUGCCGCACCACCUCCGCCACCAUUGUCAUCAAUUCCAAGAAAGAAAGGUGAUUUUCGUCAAGGCUCACAAGAUGGACCAAGAACUGACAAUUUAGGAUAUCUAACUGCAGACCCAAUCAGAGGGCACAAUAUACAAUCAGUGGCGCCACCUAGAGUUCCAAAAGAGUCUUCUCCUGAUCAUGCUGUUCUUAUACAACAAAUCAACAAAGUACAGUUAAAGAGAACAGAGUCCCAGGAGUCAGAAGGGGAGAGAACCACUGCUGCACCUAGAACAGGAAUGAUAGAGUUAUCUGGUGUGAAGUUGAGGCAGACGUCAGCUAGACUUAAAUUAUUGGAAAGAGAUGGAAUAAAAACAACCAAUGAGGAGCCAGUUAUAGAGCCUUCACCCUCUCCACCGGAGGAAACCCUACCCCCUCCAAUACCCCAGCCACAGGCAGAACCCCCUCAACAAACACAAGUCACCCCGGCAGUUUCUAUGUUUGAAAAGAAAGUCGAAAUGAUUGUCAAGGGAGAUCAGCAAGUUAGAAGAAAAGGUGAUACUUCAAAAGAUUCCAGUAUGGAUAUUAACAUAGAUAAUAUAGAUCUCAUGGAUGUACCAGGGUAUACACCAAUAACUAAAAGUACUCCAGUAUGGAAGAGGGACAUGAUAGAAAAGAAAAAUCAGGAAAAAAUACAAGAAUAUAUUGAAGAUAAGAGGAGAGAGAAAGAAGAGGCUGAGAAAUGGAAGAAUGUUCCUGCCUGGAAGAGAAAGUUAAUGAUGGAGAAAGCCAAGGAACAAUCACAAAAAUCUAAAGAGGAACAAGAAAAGGCUGCCAGAGAGGAAGUUGAGAAAAAACGAAGGGCAAAACAAGACGAAGAAGCUCGUAAAGCAAAGAUUCGAGAACAACUAGAAAUGGAGAAAAAAAUGGAGGAGGAGCUACAAGAUGUUCCAGCAUGGAAGCGUGAAAUUAUGAUGAAAAGGGGCGGAGCUAUCAAAAACUGGGCAGAUGAGAGAGAGGAUCUGAAUGAACAGGAACUUGAGGAACAAAGACUAGCAGAACUGGGGGAUUCUGACAGCGACAGAGUAUUUACACAAAAAGCAACUUUGGUAUUAAGAGAACGCCUGAAUGCUUCACCACCCCCUCCUCCUGCUCAAACCCAACCUAAACAAACAUCAGAAAAAAAAUCUCCAACCGUGCCGCACGACUCCCGAGAUGUGCACACCCCUCCACCUUCACAACCUAUAUCCAAAAAGGUUACACCACAAAAGACUAUCGUGUUGCAAAAUCAAACUAAAGAACCGGAAGUAAAGAAGGCACCAGCUCCGAGACGAAGCCUUGAUGAGACAAAGCUAGAAGAGGAAUGGGAUAGCCUACCAUUAUGGAAGAGAGAGAUCAUGAUGAAAAGAGGCGGGGCUCCUACAAACUGGGGAGAUGAAAGGGAAGAAGUGAACGAGGUCGACGAAGAAAGUGUUGAACCAUGAUCAUCUGAUUUGUUCUAUAUAGCUAAAUUAUUAUAUUUUGUUAAGCAAUUUGUUUCUUGUUGUGAUGCGCAAACAUGUUUAAAGUAAACAAAAACGUGUAAUACAAAUAUAAAACAUGUUUAAAGUAAGCAAAAAAACGUGUAAUACAAAUAUACAAUACAAUACAAUACAAUUUAUUUGCUUUAAACAUUAUAACAACGUUUCUAGCAUAAUAAUAGACAGGUAACAUAGUUAAUAGCAACAAUAUGCAAAAAAAAUGUUAUGAAAUCUGUGUUAGCGGAGGGAUAUUUGUUAUAUGACAAAAAUAUAAAUCUUGAUUUGAUAUUUUUUGUGAUGAAAUACAUAAAGAUUACUACAUAUUAAUAUAAAAACUUGUUUUUAAAGUAAACAAAAACGUGUAAUACAAAUAUAAAACAUGUUUAAAGUAAACAAAAACGUGUAAUACAAAUAUAAAAAGAUGUUCGAAAUUAACAAAAUCGUGUUACACAGUUAACAGUUGCUAUAAUAAAAGGACAUUUAAUAGUUUUGUUAAUGAUAAAAGGGCACGUAACAUCUUUGUUAAGGUUAUGACAACAAUCUCCAGUGUGACAGUUAUUAUAUUGAUGACGUCAUCUAACUUAAGAGAACAUGUUUAUUAAGCUUAUUCAAUAUGUUGGGGUGCUAUCAUUAUGAUUAAGAAAGAAUCGGUUUGAUUUUGCUUCCGGGGUUAACCAUGCGAAGUAGUAAAGAUUUCAUACAAGAGGUUUUAGAGGAGCACAAUGCUAUAUUAGAGUUGUAAGAUUUACUGAAUUGCUGACUGUGUUCCUCACCUUUGCUCGUAGAAAUUUCAUUAUCAUUUUAUUUAAUUUCAAGAUAUUUCAGCUGUUAAGCCUUGGUGAAUUGAUGUGUGUAUUAGUAACAAACUGAACGAAAUACAAAACUAGUAACUAUAUCUUACUAUUAUACAAAAUACAUCUCACCAUUUAAUAAACGUGUUCACGCAUUUAGGAAUUGUUCUUUGAACUUAAGUUAAGAAAUUUUAUCUGAAUCUAUCGAUGUGUGUAAAUUAUUUUAUAUAUGUUUGUUGUAUUAUAAAGUGCACGCUUCAUUUAUCCAGUGAAACAAUGGAUGAGGAUUUUGUUGUUUGUAUGAAUGUUGUAAUAUGAAAUACAGACGUUUUGUGUGUGGUGUAUAAAAAUAAAUAGGUUGUAUGUCGUGAUAAAACUUGCAUAAAAUCUGUUAAUUUAUGCUAGAUACAUAACAUAAAUAAUGUUGAUAAACUUGAAAGCAACUUUCUGCAUAUAUUGUUUGAUCAUUAAAAUUAUUACAAUGAAACAGAUAAGAAGAUAAUUUAAUUUUCAUAUCAAUCUUACGGACUACAAUAGCGAUUGGUAGUUUAUUUCUAUAUUUAUUUUCUCUAGUGUAAAUUAUACCUUUUCUGAGAAUACAGAUUUUUUUUCUAAAUUGAUUCAACUAUGUUAAUCGUUUAAAUUGUACAAUAUAGUAUUUCGUUUUGUUUUUUUCGUGGUCAGGACCUUAUUAGGAAGAUGUUUAUUCUACAUUUCUUUCUGACACAGAAAUUCGGGAUUAUAUUUACACACAAAUCAAUUUACCAUGUCUUGUAAUAACAAUACCUGCUACUUCCGGCAGCUUGUACAUUUCUUGCUGAAACCGGAAGUAAACGCUUUUACACUGUGUUAAAUGUUUCUAUGUCUAUAAAUGUGGAUACUAAAUAUGUUAUGUUUGAAAGGAAAUGAGUUUUUGUAUAAGACAUAAUCUUAAAUUAUAUGUACAUAUUUUCUAAUUAAAAGUAUGUUUGGUAAAUUUAAUACAUAUAAUAUUUAUAUAUAAUUAUAUUUACUGAGCUAAACUAACGAAUAACAUUGAUGUUUUGAUCAUAAAAGAUUUAAAUAAAUUUUGUAAAGAUAUUUACGGCUUUUGAAUUUUCAGACAUUUCUUUAUGUAAAUGUUAAUAUAUACCUUAUAUGAUCAUAUUGGAGCUUAAAUGAUUUGGCUGCUAAGAAACAAGCUAAGCUAAUACAUGGACACAAGCUUAUGUUUUAGAUAUCAUGCAUUUAACAUUUCCAUAAACAUUUGUUUGAAAACAGAGUUUCAAUGCAUAGUGAUGUAUUUUUCUUAUCCAAUGUAUUCGUUAUCAAGAUCAAAAUAAAAAUGAUACGAAAUGUA